This is a messenger RNA of Bicyclus anynana (squinting bush brown), 812 nucleotides long. RefSeq lists its product as uncharacterized. Lineage: Eukaryota; Metazoa; Arthropoda; Insecta; Lepidoptera; Nymphalidae. Bases 169 to 573 code for a protein of 134 amino acids. The record is from RefSeq and is a predicted model, not a curated record. The transcript is spliced from 3 exons.
CAUAGAUAAAGUUUAUAUCUAUUUUCUAGCAGAUGAAGUCGCGGACGAACGCUAGAAUAAUCGAAGAAGAAGACAACUAGGUGGCAACCCUUAUCAUAACAAGCGUGUAUACCGUGAGAGUUUAGAGUGGUAUGAUAUCCGCAUUUCGUCUCCGAGAGCGUCAGAACAAUGGUCCAUUUCGUAACAACGCUCAUACUUUCCGCACUUUCUGUGAUACAUGCCAACGUCUAUCGACAUUGUUUGCUGUUUAAAGGAAAAUGCGUGAUAGCAUGCCCACGCACCAUGCACCCUUACCAUACGCGCUGCAAUGGUGACACCAUGUCACAAGCAACGUGCGAUUCACCGAUACCACGUAUCCUAGGAUAUACAUGUGGUUGGUCUCGCUGCGACUGUAACGGAGACAUGCUGUGGGACGAUCAAAAUGAGUAUUGUGUCAAAAGUACUGAAUGUCCGCUGUACAUAUCCAAACCAUCCAAACGGAAGAGUCGCCGCAGUGAACGUAGGAAGCAGGGCAAGAGGCGUAGAAAGUCCAAGAAUAUAGAAAUUAAGGAAGAGCCAGAACCGUUUGAUUAAUUAAUUAAAUUGUAUAUGAUUAGCAGCGGUUGCUCCGUGGUUCCACCUGUGUAUUUUCCGGUAGGAAUACAGGGAUAAAAUAUAUCCUGUGUUACUGCAUGAUAGGCUAAAUUAUACUGGUGAAUCUCAUGGUGAAUAACAAGAAUAAAAGAAUUUUUAAAAUGGGUUUAGCAACUUUAGUGUGAAAACAUGAAAAACUAACAAACUUUUAACUUACAUUUGUAUUUAUUUAUAUUAAA